This is a messenger RNA of Rhagoletis pomonella (apple maggot), 1552 nucleotides long. RefSeq names its product somatostatin receptor type 3-like. Gene Ontology annotation, molecular function: G protein-coupled receptor activity. NCBI's taxonomy places the organism in Eukaryota, Metazoa, Arthropoda, Insecta, Diptera, Tephritidae. Gene Ontology annotation, cellular component: plasma membrane. The record is from RefSeq and is a predicted model, not a curated record. Gene Ontology annotation, biological process: G protein-coupled receptor signaling pathway. The transcript is spliced from 2 exons. Bases 1 to 1095 code for a protein of 364 amino acids.
AUGACCCAAGAACCAAGUGAGGUGAAUCCCGCAUACCUUAUUUUACUCUAUUUACAUUUUAGUCCCAUUAUUUGGGUAGCCGAUUACAAAUACGUCGAAUACAUUGAUGGAUCAUCGGUAGCGGUGUGUUUAACGCAAGCAGUCACCAACUGGACUAUGGGAUACUUUUUGAUGACAAUAUCCACUUUCUUUAUUCUACCUCUGCUCAUCCUAGUCGUACUCUACGCUAUAAUAGCCAAAAAUCUUAUCUCCAGUAACGGUCCAAUGUUACGUAUUCGACCAUCGAAACCAGAACUGAGCCUAAAGGCUCGCAAGCAGGUCGUGCUCAUGCUAGGCGCUGUCGUUUUAUCUUUCUUCCUUUGUUUGCUGCCUUUUCGCAUGCUCACCAUGUGGAUUAUACUAAGUUCGGAGCAGACAUUCUUCGAUAUUGGCGUUGAACGUUAUUACAGCCUCUUAUACUUCUGUCGCAUUAUGUUCUAUCUGAAUUCAGCCAUCAAUCCAAUACUCUACAAUCUAAUGUCCACAAAGUUUCGCAAAGGUUUCCUACGUCUCAUUUUGAACGCAUGGCAUGGCGCUGCUAUGUCGUUGACAUGCGGAUGCCAUAGGCGCAUACGGGCACGCACCGGCACCAUAACUGGCGUGGGAACAAACACCAAUACCAACACUUCGAACACGGCCACCAGCAAUGCAACAUCGUCCAGUUUACUUUCGCGCCAAUCUAAUCGCCGCUACAGCGAUGACACAAUCCAAACUAAUGCCAGCACAAGGCGGCCUUUUACAAAGACGCAAAUACAAAUUCAGAUGCAUAUGCCCUGUGGCAUGGAGAGUGAGAUAUUAGCGAUGCUGCAUAGUAGCGUGACGGCAGUUGCUGCGACAGCGUUGGCUAUUGAGGAUGAAGCGCUCGAAAAGAAAGGCAUUGCUGAAGACGGCCAACGGAAGUACUAUACAAUCCGGAAGUAUAAAACGCAGUCGAUAAUGCGCGAGCAAGCAGAGGCAGAGCAGGAGCAACUACCUGUAACAAAGUGUGCCAAUGUGCCAGGCCGACGUUCGGUGCAUGUAAGUUUCGAUGAUGAGGAGGCUAUUAUUUUGACGUGAUACGCUUAAGGCGAAGAGGCUAAACCAGGAAUGCAUUUUUGGCGAUAAAAUCGAAGUGAAAGUGAAUGUGUAUCUACUUAUUUAUGUAUGUAAAUGUGUUAAUGUGUGUGCGGUUGGCUGUGUUUAUAUUUAUAUGUAUUUUAAGACUAUAGAUAUGUGUAAAUUAAAUUAUCUAAUAUAACCUAUAUUUUAUACGAACUUUUCGAGGUCAAAAUAAAUACACCGCCAUCGCCUUUUUUAUUUAAUUUUAAUUAUAAUAGCAAAACUAACUCAUGUAAAACGAUAAGAUUAAACAUUAGCUAAUAAUAUUUUCAAAUAAAAGGAUAAAAUAUAAUUUGUUUUGUAAUUAACAUGAAUCAAAGCGCGAUAAUUCAGAUGGUCGGGAGGAUUUAAGUAAUGCAGAAAUUCUGGUAAACCGAGGGCUUGCGAUAUUUCGAUACUAUUCCAUACUGGAUAU